Molecule: messenger RNA, 3372 nt
Organism: Xyrauchen texanus (razorback sucker)
Lineage: Eukaryota; Metazoa; Chordata; Actinopteri; Cypriniformes; Catostomidae
Product: D-aminoacyl-tRNA deacylase 1
Exons: 6
Coding region: 29-649 (206 amino acids)
Biological process (GO): tRNA metabolic process
Cellular component (GO): cytoplasm
Molecular function (GO): D-tyrosyl-tRNA(Tyr) deacylase activity
Source: RefSeq, a predicted model, not a curated record
GUGGGACACGUGAUUGGAGACCAACACAAUGAAGGCGAUCGUUCAAAGAGUAACGAAGGCAAGCGUAUCAGUUGGAGAGGAGCAGAUCAGUUCAAUAGGCAGAGGACUCUGUGUGUUGUUUGGCAUCUCAGUUGAGGACACACAGAAAGAUGUUGACUACAUGGUACGUAAGAUCCUGAACUUGCGUCUGUUUGAGGAUGAGAACGGGCGUGCCUGGAGCCGCAGCGUGAUGGACAGAGAGCUAGAAGUGUUGUGUGUGAGUCAGUUUACUCUUCAGUGUAUCCUCAAGGGAAAUAAGCCUGACUUCCACUCCGCCAUGCCAGCUGAACUGGCACAGCCUUUCUACAACAACAUACUUGAGCAACUGAGAGUGGCGUAUAAACCAGAGCUGAUCAAAGAUGGGCAUUUUGGUGCAUAUAUGCAGGUACACAUUCAAAAUGAUGGACCUGUGACCAUUCAGCUCGAGUCUCCUGCUCAUCCCACAGAUCCUAAACAGCUGUCCAAGCUAGAGAAGCAACAGCAGCGGAAAGAGAAAACACGAUCGAAAGGCCCCUCUGAGUCCAGAGAGAAAGGAGCGCUGCGCUCAAAAGGAGAUCCCAAUGCGAGCAGCGGAGCAGAGGGCGAUGUGUCAUCUGAACGGGAACCAUAAAAUACCUCAGGAUUUUGAAGCUCACAGAUGAGUCCAGCUUCCAGAGGAUUGCUGCUGUCUUCAGGGACAUCUGUCUUUCUGUCUCAUUACUGUCAUGGUCAGCUGUCUGAAAUGUUGUGCCCAUUUCUCAUUCAUACUAGAACAAGUGGCAGCUCAAUUACUAGUAGAGAAAAAAAGACAUAUGGUAUAUUGGUGCCACUUUUGGACAGCAUAUCUGAAUAUUUAGUUUGUCAUCUUAUUCAUUUAAAGGGAUAGUUCUCCCAAAAAUGAAAAUUCUCUCAUCAUUUACUCUACCUCAUGCCAUCCCAGAUGUGUAGGACAUUCUUCUGCUGAACGCAAAUAAAGAUUUUUAGAAGAAUAUUUUAGCUCUGUAGGUCCAUACAAUGCAACAUUUUUACGCUCCAAAAAGCACAUAAAGGCAUCAUAAAAGUAAUCCAUAUCGUCAGAAGUGAUAUGAUAGGUGUGGGUUUAAUAUUUCAUUGGGGGUUGGGGGAGAAGGGGGGCCCCACCAAGUAUGAUUUUGCUAAAGGGCCACCAUAUGCUCCGGAUUGGCCCUGUGUGAUGCAAUGGAAUUUGAAAUUGGGCGGUUUAUAGAUUAAGUCACACUUGAGUUCAUACUCUUAGACAGCUAACGAAGCAAAAAUUGAGCUAUUAUGAGGUAGCCUACUUCAUUGCAUAAGAGUUUUAAGUAGACAAAUGGUAAAAGAUAAUUUUUUUAAUGUGAAAAACAGCUGUUUUCCUGUACUCCACCUGUUUUUCAAAUGUGAUAAUUUACCCUUGGACUGUUAAUGUUAAAGUGUAUUGAUAGGUACAGUAAGUGAUCAGACAUGCUUGCAUUUUUUUUUAAGAAUGGGCAUUGCAUCUGAAGCAAUGUAGGAGAUUAAUGAUAUACAUAGCAAAGUAAAAGAAAUGUAGAAGUUACAAUUAAAGGUAUAAUCAAUAACAGCUAUGGCUAUACAUAGUCAUAGAAAUAUUGGUUAACUUUAAAGUCUUAAUCUUCAUUUAUACCAAAUUCUUAUUUUUAAUGUUGUAAAUUUGGUAUUUUUGUAUUUUUUGCAGUUUUCACAGAUAAUAAUACAUUUAAAAAAUAAGGUUUAUGGGGAUCUGGGAAUAUGAAAUUUUAGUUCCUUACUGAAAAAAAUUUAACUUUUAUUUUGUAUUAUUAUUAUUUGUGUUAAUUAAAAAUUUCGAUAGCGUUACAAAUCUGAAAUGGCUUGGCUCCUUUGAUUUCAAGGUCAGUAAUGUAUUCUAAAUGCUUUGGAUUACUUCUUCAGCACAUGUAGAUUUUUCACUUGUUUUGAUAAAACAAAGACAAAAUGCACAUGUUUAAAAUGCAUUCUCUGAAAAACCUAAAUAUAUUAUGCAGUGUUGUUUCUAAAACAAGAUCAAUCAAAUUGAUCUUGUUUUAAGGAUUUUUAGAUAUUUUUACAGGAAAAUGAUACAAAAAUGAUCAAGAAUACGAUUUUUGCCCUAAUAUCUUACUAGAAAAAGGAAAUUAUGAUUCAACAUGAAUUUUCUUGAAAAAAAUGAUGAUCGUGACUGGUAACGUGCAUGUAAAUGGUUAGAAAUAGCAUUUUAGCUUAGCAUAAAACUGACAAUUUACACAAGGUUUUUUCUAUUUCUUCUGCGCCAAACUUACUUAAAACGUCUCUUGCCUGCUGGUAUGAAUGUAACACAUCUUAAGAAAGUGUUUCACCGCUGUUCAAAUGCACUUUGGAUUGCGUCAUUUAUAUGUAUAAAUGUUUUCCAUCUGAAAGGACUAAAUAUUAAAUAAACAAAGGACAAUAUAAUGCAAAGUAAUCUCUUCAGUAAUCAAAAUACUUUUUGAAUGUAACUAUUCUAAUUACCAAUUAUUUAAAUUAUAACUGUAUUGGAAUACAGUUACCUAUAUUUUGUAUUUUAAAUACGUAAUCCCGUUACAUUUAUAUCGUUACACCCCAACCCUAUAUAAUCUUAAAGUUGUCUGGCUUUGCUUUUUAGUCACGUGAUAACGAGGAUGUUACCCUUCUAGGCGCAGCCGCUCAGAUGGGACGCGUCUGUCAAACUAUCGGAGAAGAGAUCAACAAACUCCUAGGGAUCUCUUUGGUCUUCAUCUGUUUAGCAAAUCAUAACUUCUAAAGUGUUGGAAGAACCAAUAUUGUAUCCUCAAAGGUGACUGUUGGAGAGAGGAUCUCCGGUAAUAAAAUGAAAAGUUCUUGUAUAGGCAUACUGGUAAUUGUAUUGCCGAGGCCUAUGCUAUUUCACUCUCUCGCCGUUUCUUACACACUAAUUUUCAUUUUUCAGAUGUUCUGUAGAACAUAUUCAUAUUUAUCAUGUUCACUUGCAAUAACACCUGCAUAACACAAUAUCCAAUCAAAUAUAAAUCUGUUAUAAAUAUGAAUCCUAAACAGAACAUGUUCAUUAAAGUCGUACAGAACUUUUAAAGCAUUGAGUGUUUCACAGUUUUUAUUCCUAUUAUGUUGGAUUAGGGGUUUAUGAAGAGAGGAAUGUACAAUACUGUGUAUAUCAUCAAUAUAAUUUGUUGUAAUCUCAUUUUACAUCACUGCACCUAUGAAUUGAGUGGAUGCAUUUUAAUAUUUGAUUUCCAAGUCUGUUUGAAGAUUCAAGCUAUACGCGACUUCAAAUUUGCUUCCUCUUGUGUAAAUGUGAAUUGGAGUAUGUAAAAUAUGAAAUGCUUCUAUUUUGAGGCAAGAAGUCUUUGUUAAAAUGUCAAACAUAGAAAA